UUGGGCGAAUGCGCAACAACUUUGUAAUGGUUACGCUGAACUUUGUAACAAACCUUAUUCCUCCGUAUCAUUUGUAGCAACGCAUAAUUCUUAUGCUUACGGAAACGCUAUUGCGGCAAACCAACAUUACAAUAUUUCAACACAAUUAAAAGAUGGCGUUCGUGUUUUUCUUCUUGCUGUUCUUAAAAACCCAGAUCCAACAAAAUCAGAUAUAGAACUUUGUCAUACUUCUUGUGAAUUAUUGGAUGCAGGAACUGCCGCCGAUACAUUACAAAAUAUUACAGUAUUUUUACAAAAUAAUCCAAAUGAUAUUAUUACAAUCUUUUGGAGAAAUUUUUUUAGUAAUCUUACAGCAGCUAAUUUCAAAACUGCUUUUGAUAAAGCUGGGUUAACUCAGUAUUGUUAUACUCAGCCACUUGGUUCAAGAUGGCCUACAAUGUCUAGUAUUAUUAGUUCAAGAAAACGUGUUAUUAACUUUCUUGAUUCAGGCGCUGAUACUAAUACUGUGCCAUGGUUAAUGCCAGAAUACUCAUAUGUAUUCGAAACUCCGUAUGAUAAUUCUAAUUCUAACGCUUGGCAAUGCACAGUUGACCGUCCUAAAGACCAGCGUCGUCCAAUAUACAUGUUAAAUCAUUUUCUUUACACCGAUGUGAAAUCUGGAUCAUUAGACAUUGAACUUCCAACUCGAAGCACUGCAAAUCUAACAAAUAGUGCUAGUCUUCAAAAACAUGCUCAAAAUUGUACUACUAUUUUUAAUCAAUUCCCAAAUUUUAUUGCUGUGGAUUUUUAUGACCAAGGUAGUCCAAACUUGAAUCCGUUUAGUGUUGUUGCUAAUUAUAAUGGGAUACAAUAUGUACCAACAACCUAUGGUAACGGUAUCUUACCUAACGAUGUAGCAAAAUCAAAUAGUGCUAAAUUUGAUUUACAAAACAGUUUGUUUACCGUUUUUGUUUCUUUAUCAAUCGUUUUUAUUUUUGCUGUUGUUGAAUUGUAA
Messenger RNA from Racocetra persica, 994 nucleotides. The record is from the annotation of a GenBank genome assembly. Lineage: Eukaryota; Fungi; Glomeromycota; Glomeromycetes; Diversisporales; Gigasporaceae.